This is a messenger RNA of Daktulosphaira vitifoliae (grape phylloxera), 4309 nucleotides long. RefSeq lists its product as uncharacterized. The coding region runs from base 242 to 4294 and encodes 1350 amino acids. The transcript is spliced from 9 exons. Gene Ontology annotation, biological process: tRNA methylation. Gene Ontology annotation, cellular component: cytosol. NCBI's taxonomy places the organism in Eukaryota, Metazoa, Arthropoda, Insecta, Hemiptera, Phylloxeridae. The record is from RefSeq and is a predicted model, not a curated record.
CAUUUUGAUAGAAAGUACAAUUACUUACAGUUUAAAGAAAAGAUGGAAAAAAAAAGCUAUGAGCCUUUUAAAGAAAAUUGAUAAUUCUAAAAAUUACUAGUCUUAAUAACUUUUAAAGACUGUUUUAGUAUAGUAAAAACUGUUCAUAUCAGAGGAAUACAAAUUACUUUUAUAAUGAUGUCAGUUAAUAUUAAUUUAAAUAAAAUAAGUUCUAAAAUUGAAGAAAAUAUCCUUCAAAAUAAUGUACUGUACCUUAAUUUGUUUUGAUGAGAGCUUCAAACUUUCUUAUGAGGCUUAUAAUCAAUACUGUUUGCAAGUACAUAUAGGAGCAAUAAAAUGUUUAAAUUUUGAUGAUAAAUUGAUGUAUAUCAGUGAAACUAUUGAAUGUAUUUCUAAUUUAUGCUUUAGUCAUUGUGGCAUAAAAUUAGAUGCUUUAAAACAUUUAACAGAAUAUGUAACUAUAAUGUCGAAAAGUCAAUGGACAAAUUUAUCACAUUAUGUAUACAAAGUUAUUAUGGGCCUUAUGACACAUAGUGUACCUGCAAUUCAUGAACAAUGUGUGGUUUUAUUUAGAAAGUGUAUUGAAUUAGAGGAUUUAGAUUAUAUAUUGGAUGUUGUAAUGUCAGAAAUUUCAUGGUCAUUGAGAAUAAAAUAUUUUAUGUUAAUUGAGAUUGCACCGAUGUAUGGAAUUAAAAAAAUUUUGUGUAAAUAUGAAGAAUUGUCAAUUUCAAUGUGGAGUAGCUUGAAUGAGCCUUAUUUGCUUUCACCGUGUCUUGGAUUAUAUAAAGUUUUUGUUACAAACCUUAGUGAAGAAGAUUUUUAUACCUAUAUAAUGAAACCAAUUUUAAACCCACUUUUCUUAAAAAAUAUGUCUGCAUUAACAAAGUUCAAUUUUGUGACUUAUUUAUUACCUGAACUAAAAUUUAAGCACACAAAGAGUUUGAAAUUGAUGUAUAAGAUAUUAAAAGAGAGUAACGAGCCAGAUUUAUAUGUACAAAUAGCUAUUAUUAAAAUUAUUCAAUCUGAAAAUGGUUUGAUGCGUGAUGAAUAUAAUGACACUUUAAUAGCAUCCUUAAAUUCUGGUAAUAAUAAUGUGAGAUCAGAAGCUUGUGCAGUUUUAUUUAAUUUAAAGAUUUCACCUAAAGUAAUAGAUUUACUUUACCAAUUUAUUACUUACAAUAUAAACAGUGAUUGUAUUGCUCUACGAAUAAAACUAGUUACAGGAUUCGAGAAUAUAUUGCGUAUAAAUAAGAAAAGCUGUUAUCUUACAACACCUUUUAUUAAUCAUUUACAUGAUUUUAUCAUAAAAAAUUUAAAAUCUGAUUCAAAUUACCAAAGAAAAAUAACAUCAUUAAAAUUGUAUUCAAUUUAUCUUAAAUAUAAUAAAAUUGAAGAUUAUGUCUCACAUGAUUGUAGAAAACUGCUACUUGAAAAUUUGUUACAGUCUGAUGAUAUUAGAAAAAUAAGCAGUAACUUAUUGAUAUCAUAUUUUUCAAUUACUCUAGAAGAAAAAGAUUUUGCAAAAAAUUGGAUGAAACUUGGUUUAAAGUUAUGUUAUGACCCAUUGUUUUAUAAAAAUGAAAGUGGUUCAAGUUUAAUCUACACAAUAACUAGUCUUGUUUAUAAAUCUGGGUUAAAGACAAGCAUAUUUGAAAUCAACCAUCGUAAUGUUUCUGCAUAUUUAUUGAAAUUAGCUAAGGAACAAGAGAAUAAAUUGAAGACAAAUUUUGUUGACAAUGUUACCAAAGGAACACUUUAUGGAUUACUUUCUGCAAUAAAACAACUAUCUUUUGGAGAAAAAUCACUUUUAAUGGAAAAGUUAAAUGAAAAUGAAAUUGAAUUACUAUUAAAUUUAAUUGAAUGUAGUUUAAAACUUAUGUUGGAUACUUUAGCUUCAAAAGUUGAGGGUGAAGAAAAAACUGGUGCUCCUUCAUUUGCUCAAAUGGAUAUUGCAUUAAGUAGUCUUUGUCAAACAUCGAAGGAAAAUGUUCAAACACCCACCAACACAUUUCUUUUAAAUUUCCUAUGGAUAAAUAUAAAAAUUUGCUGUGAAGUAGCAAGUGACUAUACAGUUUCACUAUUUUAUAAUGAUAUUUAUAAAAGUAAUAAGAAAGAUAAUGUUAUCUUGAGAUGUGCUAACAUAAUAGUUGAUGUUUUACUAAGAUGCAGACAUAAAGGAGUUAUGGAAGCAACUUGUAGAUCAUUAGGGAAAUUAAUUAAAAAUUGGAAAGAAUCUUCAAAUUGGUGUAAACAUAUAUUGAACAAUGAGUUAAAUAAUAUGAAGCCUGAUAAUGAAAUUUCAAGAAGAUCAGCUGGAAAACGAUACCUUAUUCAAGCAAUAGUAGUUAAUAACAAGGAAAUGAUAAAAUAUUGCGUAAAUCAAUUAUUUAAUAUUGCCAAAGAGAAUAUUUUAUCAGAUUUGUAUGUACACAGUGUAGUUGAUUUACCACAAGCUAAAGCACUCCAUUUACUUACCGCUAUUGUUUCAAACUCAUCAAUUACCCUAGAGUAUUUAAGUCCUUUUAUUGAAGAAUUAGUAUUUUUAUGUAUUGAUAAACUUGGGUCACCAUUUUGGACAAUUAGGAAUGCUGCUCUACAGUUCUUUAGUUCUCUACAAAUUAAAUUGAUUGGACAAAAUCGAUUAAACAACACUUUAUGGUUGUCACACUUACCUUUAGAACCAUUGCUAUAUCAAUUUCCAAAAAUAAUGCAUCAUUUACAACAACUGUGGACACAAAUUACUAAUAACUCUCUAUCUAGCCAAAGUUUACUUAUUCCUUACAUGUCUUUACUAAAAGGGGUGAAGUUACAAUCAUGGUCAUUGUUAUCUACGGCACAUAAAAAUUUUAUCUUAAACCUUAGACAUAAUUUAACUAAAAUUGGUUUAACAUUAGACAUUUAUACAGUCAGAAAUAUGGCAGCUCAAGCUUACACAACCACUUUACAAAAAAAUAAGUUAUUAUCUGCCUUGGAUAUGGUUGGCAGUAAAAUUGAUCAUUUUUAUAAUAUAAAUAAUUCAUCAAUAUUAAAAGAUUCAAAUCACAUUCAUGGUUAUAUUUCUUUGUAUCAGUAUUUGAAAAAUGUUUAUUCACUUGAAUUUAGAAUAAAGUAUGAAGUAGUAGCUAUUUCUUCGUAUAAUGAUAUGCAACCUUUAUGCAAGGCUAUUUAUAUUUCUAUGAACCCAGACAUAACAGGUCCAUUUCCUCACAAAUCAGAAAUUGGUUAUGGUCAAGUUAUAAAUUUAAUGAUUGAAAAUGAUAUUGCUCAAUCCAAUGACAAUUGUAAAAUUAUAGAGAAGUAUUUACUAUUUGAUGAAUACAUAAGUGUAAAAUUCCUUAAGAGUUUUCUAAAAAUUCAUUCUAAGUAUGAAGAAUCUAUUGUAAAUAAGCUAAUAAAGUAUUUGAAUACAAAAAAUAAUAAUAUUUUUAGAUUAAUCAUAUUAAAUAUUGACAACCUAUUGAAAAAUAAUAUUAAAAAUAUUUAUAAAAUUAACGUUGACAAAAAAUAUUUUAAUAAAAUAUUUGAAAAGUGCUCAUCUUAUUCAGAAAAAGAUUUUAUUUCAAUGCUCCCUGUAUUAAGUUGUUUGUGCCCAGAAGAAAAAUGUCAAUCAUUGUUAACAUCUGUUUGCAAGUACAUAAAUUGUGAUUUUUUUGAUUCAUCUGAUCGUUUCAGCUGUGCUAGAUCUUUGUAUUACUUUAUCAACUUGAAAAAUGAUGUUAGACUAUGGAAAACAAUUGUAGUGCUUCUACAAGAUGAGAAUCCUGAUAUCCGGAUUGAGGCAACAAGAUUUGUUAACCGUUUGUGUUACAACCUAUCUUCUACAUUAAACCCUUACUUUUGCCUAACAAAAAUGUUUCAAAUUUCUACAGUUAAUUUGAUCAUGUGUCCAGAAUCUGCUUUUUUAUGUUUUUGGAAUAUUAUGUCUGUUAUAGAAAGACGAACUAUUUGUAAUAGUACUAUCAAUCCAUUCUUCAAUGAGCAAUCUAAUUUUUAUAAAGAGCAAUCUAACAUUACAACACUUGCAUUUGAAGGUCUUAAACAAUUAAUCAUAUUUAACAAUGUAAACAUUUUUAAAGAAAUUGUGCUUGACCAAUUAAAAAUUUUAGAACAAGAUUGUUAUGAAUUUAAAAAUGUAUUUAUUGAUGAAAAUUUAAUGAUAUUAGAUAAGUUUUGUUACAUAAAUUUAAUGCAACUUUUAUGUAAAAAAAAAAUUUUAAAACUCCUUAACUUGUCUGACUAUAUAAAAAUAGUUUCUUCAGUUGUUGACAGUUUAAACUAUCAUAUUAUUUUAUGAUAUAAAAGUUAAACU